This is a messenger RNA of Octopus sinensis (East Asian common octopus), 2514 nucleotides long. RefSeq lists its product as uncharacterized. The transcript is spliced from 4 exons. The coding region runs from base 3 to 1781 and encodes 592 amino acids. Lineage: Eukaryota; Metazoa; Mollusca; Cephalopoda; Octopoda; Octopodidae. The record is from RefSeq and is a predicted model, not a curated record.
CCAUGAGCAUCGGAUUAUGUUUGGCGUACCACUUUAAAGGAUCACUAUGCGAUCAGUCAAGUGGGACGCAUUUUCUAAUACCAAAUGUUUUCUGCAAAUAUAACAAAGGAAUCCACAUAAAGAUUUGGUCAAUGACUUCACAUCUAACGGAAAUCAAGGUCUUUUCUACAGAAACGCCAAUGACAUUUAUGCUAGAUGGCCAUGAUAUUCAGUCCUUUACACUACCCUGUAGAGAAUACAGCCUGGAUGAGAAUCUUACAAGCGGCUACAAAUUAUCUUCAUCCCAAGUGAUAAGUGUCUAUGUGGAGUAUCUUCACGACGUCUAUCUCGUCUAUUCUUUAUCAAGCUUGGGAUAUAUAUACGUUAUCCCGAUUUUACCAAAUUCCCAGCAGCCUGGAACGAAUUAUUUCAAUUUCACGGUCAUCAUGAGUUAUAACAACAACACCACUUUAACAUUAACCACACCGCCAUCACAUGAAUCAUCUAAAUCAAUAUUAAAACCAUUUGUCAAAACAUCACCUUCUUCUCACGUCUUAGUUCUCAAUGAUUCUGAGACGGUUGCUAUUUCAUGUCAAUGCAGCCUCUCGGGUUUUCGUCUGGUCGCUAACCAGCCAGUAUUUGUGAUCUUCGGACAAUAUUCAAAACAACAAAACAAUGAAUAUGUUUUGAUGAUUGAAUCACUCCAACCGGUUUCAACUUUAACUGGGCAGUAUUUUGUGUAUGUUCCCAACUGGAUCCAGAUAAACUCAGUACUUUAUAUCCUGGCUUUACAAAAUGACACCAAGAUUACAUGGCGGACAAAAAAUGGAGAACAAUCCAAGACAUUAGCAGCUUCUCAACAGCAGCUUUCUUUAUCUCUUUCUGCAGGAGAUUUCGCUUUUAUUCACUCGGAAAAAGGUGUCCUGCUGUUGACUCACAUUCACCACACAAUGAACCAACCCAACGCAAUGGCUCUGCAUUGCAUUCCACCAACUUUACAGUAUUUAAACUUAAAGUAUCUGUUAUUAGCUUCAAGCAGUGUCUAUCAAACCUUUAUUUUCAUUCUUUAUAAUCACUGCAAUGGUUCUACUGAAGCGACACCAAAUCUUUUGUCAGUGCCAGUAUUGAAGAACUCUAAACAUUUCACGGUUUACAAUCGUUACAUAGCGGAAUGGUCGAUUACUACUUACCCAAAUCAGAGUAAAAAUUCAACAAUGCGAAAAAAUUUCAAAUCUGUGUCAUUUUAUGGUUAUUUCGGGAUGGUGAACCAAACUUUUAAGCGAAUGUAUCCAUUUCCGAUACAUUCUUUUCCAACGAUUAAUUGUCCAAACUUAACUUUGAUUUCGAUUUUAGAAUCGAUUUCUUCUCCGAAUAUAAAGCGAAAUUUAAUUACCGAUUCUUUCACAUGGCUGAAGCCAUCCGAUAUAGCAUUGUUGACCAACAUACAACUAUCCACUCUGUAUAGGUUAAAUUUGGGUAACGGCAUCGACGACGACUGCGACAGUAGGACAGACGAAGAACUGAAUAAUCAAAAGGACGACGAUGGGGAUGGACUGUUCGAUGAAGAUCUUACGUUUGUAAAAGGUUGCAAGCUCCUCGGUCUCUCCUCGAAUGAAGGAGAAAGUAUGCAAAUGGUCCAGAGCAUGUAUAGUAAACAAGAGGAAAGCAAUAUCGUGGCCUUGGCCAGCUCCUUAGGAGCAUCAUUACUGGCCGUGUGUAUAUUCUUAGCAGGCUGCCUGUUUGUGGAGAACUGGAUGAAGCCUCGUGCACAAAGAACUAUAUCGCCUUCAUUUGACACAUGAAAAUAGUUGCGUCUUGUUGUAAGAAAUCUUUUGAUAACCAAAUCAAUAUGUUAGCCGUGAGAAAACAAGAAUUCGUCGACUUCGAUUAGCAAUGCUUUGAUUGUCAGAUUAAAGGACUGCAGUAGUCCGUGUGAAAAACGUUACUUACUUAUCGACUCAUAGUUUAGUUUAUCUUAAAUAGCGACGAAAAGUAUUAUAUUCUUAUAUCAUAAUGCAUCCAGCUUUGCAUGUAAGAGUUAUUAAGGGAUAAAACUUACUUAAAUAAUGCACAAAACGUAAUUAGAAAGCGAUUUGUUAGCAAGAUAUGGGGAGCUCAGUUUUGGGAGCCAGUUUCAUGAUAACCUGUUUGUAUCCUGCUCCUGCAUAAAGCAUUUUUUGUAGGAUCCCAGAAACCUAAUUCGAUUAAAAGGAAUUCAAACUUAAAACCGGUGCUUCUGAGACCACCUAGACUAACCUAUUACUUGAAAUAAUAUUUAGCAGCACACAAAAAACAAAACAAUUAGACUAUACUGUAAGAAAAUGCAAUAUAUUAUUAUAAACCGUAUGAAGGCGGCGAGCUGGCAGAAUCGUUAGCACGCCGGACAAAAUGCUAAGUGGCGUUUCAUCCAUUUUUACGUUCUAAGUUCAAAUUCCGCCGAGGUCGACUUUGCGUUUCAUCCUUUCUAGGUCGAUAAAUUAUUGAGCUGGUGCUUAAUUAUUGCGGAUUUUAUUCAACAAAAACAAUAACAACAUG